AAAGCCGCCUCCUCCUCCUCCUCCCCGCAGGAGCAGCACCAACAUCAUCAUGGGUUCCAACCCAAUCCCUGACGAAGAAGAUAUCAACGGUGCUAGUCGAAGCUAUGCCAUUAGCGGCAAGAUUAUGCUCAGUGCCAUAGUGGUUUUGUUUUUUGUUGUGAUUCUCAUGUUUUCUCUCCACCUCUACGCCCGCUGGUUCCUCCUCCGUGCUCGCAGCCGUCAAUCCCGUCGCCGCCCUCGCAGUGCGUCCGUACAUCGGCAAUCCGUCUCCCUUCAUAUAGACACGGGUAAUAACCUCGCCACCACUGCCACGCGCGGCCUCGACGUUCGUAUCCUGAAGUCCCUCCCGGUUUUUACCUACUCCUCCAAAACCCAUCCACAUUCUACUCCGGACUGCGCCGUUUGCUUGUCGGAGUUCGAAGAAAACGAAUCGGGUCGGAUUCUGCCCAAGUGUAAUCACAGUUUCCACAUAGAGUGUAUAGACAUGUGGUUCCACUCUCACUCCACUUGCCCUCUCUGCCGGACUCCCGUUGAGGAAUACGGUCCGGCGCCGGCGAACCCCGGCGACGCUGUUUUGACCGUACCAGAACCGGUAUCGGAUCCGGUAUCCGGUCCAGCAAUGUGCGCCACGUGUCAGCAUGAGAAUGAACAGGCAGGUCCGUCGUCGCGCAGGUCAAGGAGUAAGCUUUCGGUAGAGGUUCCAAGAAGAAGCUGCGAGGGAUUUGAGGGCGAGUCGAGUGCGUGUGACUCGGCGACGAGUCAGUCCUUCAGGUCGCCCAUGAGUCGGAUGUUGUCGUUCACGAGAAUCCUGAGCAGAGUUUCGCCAAGAACGGUGGCGGUGGCCGAGUCCGAUAUAGAGCGCGGCGGCGAGGCUCAGGGUUGAGGUUUUGACUCAGCGAGACAGAAUACCCACGUAGCAGUUAUCGGAUUAUGCAUCGGAGUUUGGAGCAGUAACAGGACAUUCAUUCGAUGCGGCUGCUUCACGACUCACGAGAUUACCGGGAGACCAUUGAAUGUACUCGUGGCAGUCUGGAGCCAUUGGUAGGCGGGCAUGUUUGACCCGUUGCAUAGACCUUUUUUUUUUUAAUUUAGCACUCUGUUUUGCAUUUUCACUUUAGUGGAAUUGCAAAAAUUUAGUGAAAUUUUUUAUUUUUUAAGAGGAAGAACGUUUGAGUUUUUACUGAAAUAUUUGGAUGGUGUGUUGUAAAAUUGGAGGAACUUUACAAAAAUUUACAAUAUAAUUUUUUAAUUAAU
This is a messenger RNA of Rubroshorea leprosula, 1254 nucleotides long. Lineage: Eukaryota; Viridiplantae; Streptophyta; Magnoliopsida; Malvales; Dipterocarpaceae. The record is from the annotation of a GenBank genome assembly.